Magallana angulata is the source of this 1004-nucleotide messenger RNA. RefSeq lists its product as uncharacterized. The record is from RefSeq and is a predicted model, not a curated record. Lineage: Eukaryota; Metazoa; Mollusca; Bivalvia; Ostreida; Ostreidae. The transcript has 7 exons. Bases 189 to 974 code for a protein of 261 amino acids.
CUCACAACGCUGAUAGGAUAAUUUGAACUAAUUUCUCGUUAACAUUCGUGUGUUUCGGCAUGCCACGAUAACAACAAAUAGAAGGCCAAUAUAUUAAAUAGUUGCUGUGUGUUGUGUACUUGUAUUUGUGAGAAGAUAGGAUUUUCUUUUUUUCUAAGGGCAACAUUCGUAUUUGAAACGGAAUCAACAUGAAACUGGCGUAUGUUCUUUUGUUGUAUAUAGUGAUAGUGAGUGGUGGAGAUCAGUCUUGCCAUAAUGACCACGAUUGCAGGCACGGAAAUUGUGACGGUCACAAUCUGGUGUACCGAUGUUUAAAAACAAACCACGAUUCAUCUGGCCAGUGUCAGUGUUUAGAGUGUCUUACUAACCAUGACUGUCCCCACUGUCACGAUCAUCAAUUUCAAUACUGUUCUGGGCGUUAUUACACCUGUGGAUGUGAAGAAUGUACCCACGAUAGUCACUGUACAGAUUGUGCAGUUGGUCAGACGGGUAAAUGCCACCGUCACCACGACACCGAGAGAAAGUUCUGUCAGUGUGAAGGCAAUGCACUGACGACCACAGUAAAAUCGCCCCUUAAACUAGAAUGCAGCCACCGGAAGAUCAGCGUCAUCGAGUCCAUCGCAGAGAAUCUACACGUGGAGGACAGCAGGGCGGCGCUGUGUCCUGGUACAACCAAACACCAGACCUCCGACGCCUUCGUCAUCAACAAGUGUAACUCGACGGCAAGAAGUUCUUGGUUAAAGGGUGAAUCGGUCAAGUCUCUGUGUUCUAGCGGAUCUAUUACACAAUACACGCCAAUUUCAACAUUCCAUCAAAAUGAAAAUAUGGCAGCUUUUUUUAUUGAUUGCUCAGCAUCCAACCAUGAACUAAAGGUAGCUGUCCAGACUUGCAUAGAUCCACCAUAUAUACUGAUGCUGAACGAGACCACCAGUCCAAAAAUGUCCGAUUUUUACAUUAUUUUACAACAGGUCUAAUCCUAAGCGAAAUAAAAGUCAUUUAUUGUG